UACUACAUACAGCUCCGCCGCCCUUCUCUUCCCCCUUCCUCUCGCAUCCCACCUAUUUCCACCGCCACCACCACCACCGCGCCACCGCCGGCCGCCUCCAGGGACAGCGAGCGAGAGGGGAGGGAGGGGCCUCGCCGGAGAAGAUGGUGGACGUGUCGCGCGUGCAGAAGGAGCUGACGGAGUGCAACCGGGACUCGGACAUCUCCGGCGUCUCCAUCGCGCUCCACGACGGCGGCUCCAGCAUCACCCACCUCACCGGCACCAUCGCCGGGCCCCGCGACAGCCCCUACGAGGGCGGCACCUUCCGCAUCGACAUCCGCCUGCCAGGUGGCUACCCCUUUGAGCCUCCUAAGAUGCAGUUCAUCACCAAAGUAUGGCACCCGAAUAUUAGCAGCCAAAAUGGAGCAAUUUGCUUGGACAUACUGAAAGAUCAGUGGAGCCCAGCCCUUACCUUGAAGACAGCAUUGCUAUCCCUUCAAGCUCUUCUUUCUGCUCCUGCCCCUGAUGAUCCUCAGGAUGCUGUUGUUGCACAACAGUAUCUGCGUGACAAGGCCACAUUUGUCAGUACUGCUCGCUAUUGGACCGAGGCAUUUGCAAAGAGUGACUCCACCGGCAUGGAAGAAAAGGUGCAGAAGCUGGUCGAGAUGGGCUUCCCCGAGGAUAUGGUGAGAAGCGCCCUGAUGAGUGUGAACGGCGACGAGAACAUGGCUCUCGAGAAGCUCUGCUCUGGCUGAAGGCCCUAUGUGGCCUAUAAGAAGUGUAAAUUGCUUGCCCAUUCAUUACGGAACAACGAUCCUAGCUAAUGCUCCUGUUAUGCCAUUCCGGUUUGGCCUAUAGGAGCGAUAUAUAUAUAUAUAUAGUGGACUGAACCAUGGGACUGAACUGAAGAGUGCCUAUCAUAACUAGACAGAUUGUCUACCUUAUCUUCUCA
Molecule: messenger RNA, 931 nt
Organism: Triticum aestivum (bread wheat)
Lineage: Eukaryota; Viridiplantae; Streptophyta; Magnoliopsida; Poales; Poaceae
Product: ubiquitin-conjugating enzyme E2 27
Exons: 5
Coding region: 144-734 (196 amino acids)
Molecular function (GO): protein binding
Source: RefSeq, a predicted model, not a curated record